Messenger RNA from Psilocybe cubensis, 1083 nucleotides. RefSeq lists its product as uncharacterized. The transcript has 2 exons. The record is from RefSeq and is a predicted model, not a curated record. Gene Ontology annotation, molecular function: endopeptidase inhibitor activity; proteasome binding. Bases 1 to 1083 code for a protein of 360 amino acids. NCBI's taxonomy places the organism in Eukaryota, Fungi, Basidiomycota, Agaricomycetes, Agaricales, Agrocybaceae. Gene Ontology annotation, biological process: proteasome-mediated ubiquitin-dependent protein catabolic process.
AUGCCCGCAGAUAUUCUUGAUCCCUCUGCUAUUAUAUCGUCGCUACCAACCCUUCUUCCUCCCAAUAGCAAGUCUCUUACCUCGCCCCAGGAUGCUAUAGCCGCUCUUCUUCACAGUGCUCUGACUGCAUUGGCAUUUCGCUUGAUUGCUGUCGACGAAUCUUCCACGGGUGCAAAUCUUUCUUCUAGUGUUUUGCCUGAUCACUGGAACAAAUCUGGUCCGGGAAACUAUACUCUCAAGUAUAGACACGAUCAGAGCAGUCUCGAGUUCGUGGUCAAGCUCUCCAAGCUUGGAACGCGAACCUUAAUUAACGCCAUCGCCCUUGAGAGUGAUCGAGUAGCCACUCUUGAUAUAUGCACUAACGACUUCACAUCUCCUUCAUUUUAUCCCUAUAAUCUCGACGCCCCUGACGCAUCACCUCUGGUCCAUGGAUACAUCUCAUCUAACCGAGUGGCUGACCUCUUGUCUCAGUUGAAGCUUAAGAUUAUUCAGAAGUUAGUACCUGGCUUGCAGAAAGAAGGCUAUACAGAAGAAACAGAUUCAUCUGCAGGCUCUUCUUCGAGCGCCAAUCCUCCAUCCCGGGAUCCUACUGCUCCUCGACCUCGUCCUGAAUCACCACCUGAUGCACCAGGCCGUUAUCCAUAUUAUCCUCAAUCGGCCAUCCCUCGAAAUCCCCUGGAAAUAGGCAGAAGAGACUUGGAUCCUUUCCCAGCAAAUCCAUUUGCUCCCCCCUCCUUGUUUCCUCAGCAUGGAGGUGAUGGUAUGUUUGUAGGUCCGGAGCACCCCAUCUUUGGCAUAGGUAGGGGAGACAACUCACCUCUCAGAGGACCCUGGGGCGGUGAUGGAUAUCUUCCUCCGAUGGGCGCCCCUCCAGGCGCUCGAUUCGAUCCCGUUGGUCCUGGUUUCCCUAAUAGAGGACCGGGUCCAUUUGGUGGACCUUUUUCCGGUAGUGGGAGAGGGAGACGCCCAGAAAAUCCUGACAAUGACGAGUUUAUGCCUCCCGGGAUGGUAAGUUCCAAGUUCAUUGACAUUAUUACUUUCUCCACGACGCUCAUUGGGUUCCAGGGAGACAUGUUCAUGUAA